Scheffersomyces coipomensis is the source of this 1713-nucleotide messenger RNA. RefSeq lists its product as uncharacterized. Gene Ontology annotation, biological process: lipid homeostasis; nuclear envelope organization. The record is from RefSeq and is a predicted model, not a curated record. The transcript has a single exon. Gene Ontology annotation, cellular component: nuclear envelope; nuclear membrane. The coding region runs from base 1 to 1713 and encodes 570 amino acids. Lineage: Eukaryota; Fungi; Ascomycota; Pichiomycetes; Serinales; Debaryomycetaceae.
AUGUCAUCGUAUGUACGGUAUAAUCAGAACAAUAACAAUGAUUUCGAUGGAAGAUUCUUAAACUCUCUUAGUUUGGAAGAUACAGAAACAGAUUCACAUUAUACGACUGCGGAUCAUCAAAGUCAAACUAGAUAUUUGACGGCGGAAGAAGAAGACGAAGAUGAUUUCAUGGAUAUAGAUCAUACAUAUGAUACUUUAUUACAUCAGAUUUCUAACAGAUCAGUGAAUUAUGAUUCUACUAGAUUUCAUUCCGCGAUUGGAGACGAUAAUUAUGAUUUUGACAAUGAAAUGGAUGCUUUAAUAAGAGAAACAAGACAGUUGACACCAGUUGGUAAGAUCACCAUCGAUGAAGGUUUACAAUCAACACCAAACGAUGAGAAUAGAAUAGAUAAAAACGUGACAGUGACUGAAUACGACACAGAUGAAGAGGAAGAAGAAACUGAAGAAGAAGAAGAAGGUCAUACAAGUUUUGUCUCUCAUUUGUUUUCCCCUACUACAUUAGGAGCUCAAUUAGCAAUUAGAAAACCACAAUUGUUGUUGUUACCACCCCCAACUGCUUCAUCUAAUCCAGAAACUUCAAUAGAUUCUACCAGCAAUGAUAUUCUGGAAAGUAUAGAUUAUGAUUAUGAUUUCACUAUAUCUAAUAACAAUAACGUAAGGCAUUUAACUACAUAUACUCCUAAAGUUAAUGCUAGCUCUCUUUUCGGCAACUCUUCAGGCAGUAGUCGAAAUGCUUCUUCUGCUAGAGUUGAAAUUCAAGAAGCUGAUGAAGAAAUGGAGGAAGCUUAUUAUCCAAAUAAUGGAGCAAACAUAUUUCCUAAUCAACAUUUACAAAGGAAUAAUAUGGAAUCACCAUUUAUUCAAUCACAUCAUCAACAUAUACAUAAUCAUAAUCAACCAGUACAGAUCUUACAUCAACACCAGCAUCAUCAUCAUUAUUAUAGUAACAAUAAUGAAGGGAAAAAGAGUAAGAAACAAGAUACUCAAAGCUCUCCAAUAUCUCCUGAACAUAAUGAUAAACUGGUCGUAUCUCAACAACACGAUUCUUAUCCUAAAGAAGCCAAUUUACCCUUACCAUGGGAAUCAAAUAUUACUCCAUCAGAAAGAAUUCCCUAUUUAUUAUCAUCAUAUUUACAAUUAUUAAUCAAUAUCAUUGUAUACAGCUAUGCUCUUUAUUUAGUUGUUAAAGUAGUGAGUGUGGUCAAAAAAGAUAUCAAUGUGAAGUUAAACCAGUUUACAUCGAAUAUGUUGGUGGAAAUUGAAAGUUGUAAACGUUCCUAUUAUGAAAAUAAUUGUUCACCAGAGUUAAGAUCUCCAGUAAUCGAUAGGCAGUGCACACAUUGGGAAAAAUGUAUGAAUCGAAUCACUGCUAAUGGAGGCGGGCACAUUUCAGUAGUUAGUGCUGAAACUGUUGGAAUUAUUUUGAAUGCAUUUGUUGAACCACUCGGAUUAAAAUUCUUUAUGAUGUUAACUUUCGUGGUAUUAAUAUUAUUUUUAUUUAAUUUUGUGUUUGGUUAUAUUAGAGCAAAGACUUAUUAUGGAUGGCAUAAUAAAGAAAGAUAUUUAUAUGAGAGUAAUGAAAGUAGUAGGAUAAUGGGAGAGUCACGGUCAAGAUUAGUAUCACCAAGGAAACAACUGCCUAUAAAGGAGCAACGUUUAUUGACUCCCUCACAAAAUGGAGGCAGAACAACCCAAUUUCAAUUACAGUAUUAG